This is a messenger RNA of Rasamsonia emersonii CBS 393.64, 801 nucleotides long. RefSeq lists its product as uncharacterized. The transcript is spliced from 4 exons. NCBI's taxonomy places the organism in Eukaryota, Fungi, Ascomycota, Eurotiomycetes, Eurotiales, Trichocomaceae. Bases 1 to 801 code for a protein of 266 amino acids. The record is from RefSeq and is a predicted model, not a curated record.
AUGCCCGCCAAGCCCAUACCAGACCCCCAAUCUCCCAACUUCCGUCUAGACCGUGUUUUCUGUCGAUUCGAGACAGACCCCUUGCAGCUGAACUCCGCCAAGAUCCUUAUCACUCCGAUCCGGACCACCCGGACGAAUGCUGUGUGCUGGCCCAGACUGGGCAUCCAAAUGAUCCAGCUGAAGUGUCCAGCUGAGGUGAUCUCGGGGGCCGAAAGGGUCACAGCUGGGAUCGACGCCAAGCCUGUGCAACAUUCCGCCGUGGAAGACGCGACGGACACUGGCUUGGCUGCACCCUCGAUCCGCUCACGAAUCGUGGAGGUUCAGCGUCAGGCCGAUCAGACAGGCAUACGCGGCGAUGCUCAGGGCCGUCAGCACGACGACGGCGUUGCCGCUGGUGCGGAACUUGCGGCGAUGCAGGCCGUCGUCGUCGACCUCGCUGAAGAACUGGCGGUUGCCCUGCUGGCGGCGGAACAGGCUGAUCAGGAGCACGCCGGUGCCGUAGACGGCGAACAGGGCGCCGAUGCUGUAGAACUCGGCGGUGAAGACCUUGAGCACGAUCAGGGCGAACGAGAACUGGGCCAGGGCGGUGCGUACGUAGGCGCCCUCGAAGGUACGCUGGGCGGCGCGCACCUCGACCAUCUCGUCCGAGGUGAGCACGGCCGAGCGGGCGCGGUGCAUGCGCAGGCGGUAGCGGUCGGCGGCAUGCCACUGCAGGCGUCAAGUAUUGAGUAUAGAGGAAUGCUGGUGAAGUUGGAGGAUGCGGAGUCGGCGUUAAAAAAUAAAAAUAAAUUAAAGAAUUAA